UCGCCCUGUACACGUCGAUCGCGACGACUGCAGCUCCAGCCAGCUUCCACCUCAAUCUCAACAUCACGACAACUUCAAUCGGAUCACCAAACAAGUUGAUACAAACAUGGAUCAACAAAACACAAAUCCACUUCUCCCACCAUCAGAGGUAUCACCUCUUGAGCAGGAGAUACUGGAUGAGUACGAACGUCUGGCCGAGAACAUGAAGACGCUUGCCUCCACGCUCGACCACCUAGCCAGCGCACCGCCGAUCGAGAUCCUCGACGGCCUGCGCGACCUAGAGCGCAAGACCAGCCUCGUCUUCACUCUACUCAAGGCGAGCGUCUACAGCAUAGUGCUGCAGCAGGAGAUGGAGUGGGGCGACCAGGGCGGUGCCGGCGGCGCCGCUGGAGAGUAUGAUGACGAUGAGAGCAGCGAUGGUGGGCGAUGAAAGUAAGGAAAACCAGCGCGGAAGGGGCACCACUGAUCCGGAACAGAGAGGGGGAAAGAAGUCACUGGCCGUUUUAUUCUCCAAAUGGAGGGGGACACAAGCCAUCUCCGAGCUGUCGAUAGUCGGGUUUACGGCUGAAUUUGUGGCAUCGCUCCCAAAGACGGGGACCCCAAGUCUAUUGCAGGCCUCGCGGCUGACCUGGUGCCUUGUCUGGCAUAGGUCAAGCUAUCAUGGCCUUCACUUUAUGGCAGGGUGGUGAUACCGGUCUUGCCAGCGAAGACCGGCGCUUCAAAAGCAUGCCAUGAGCAAGAGCGGGUGUUGUUGAGUCGAGGAGUGCGAAUCUGGGCUGGGCCACGAGCUUGCUCAAGGGCAACAUGGGUCGGUUGAUGGAGACGCGUGCUGAUUCACGUAUGACACAACGGCCAUCGAGUCCAACCUCGGACUAUCCGUCUAAAAGGGUCUUCAAACUAUAUGCGUAGGAUUACAGAGCAGGAGAGAGAUGUUACAAGAAUAACACAGGAAGUACAGGAAGUUUUAUGUACAUGGAGAUGGUGUGAUAGAAACAAAAUCUUUAGAUCACAUGACCGCCGUAGUAAACCUUCC
Messenger RNA from Pyricularia oryzae 70-15, 1033 nucleotides. RefSeq lists its product as uncharacterized. The record is from RefSeq and is a predicted model, not a curated record. Gene Ontology annotation, biological process: attachment of spindle microtubules to kinetochore. Lineage: Eukaryota; Fungi; Ascomycota; Sordariomycetes; Magnaporthales; Pyriculariaceae. The transcript is spliced from 2 exons. Bases 107 to 430 code for a protein of 107 amino acids. Gene Ontology annotation, cellular component: mitotic spindle; DASH complex.